GUUGAUCGCUGGUGUUGAGCAGGCAACUAUCGAUUGCUAGCAACACCCCGGCUCAAAUUAUCGCAACCACCAACGCGAGCUUCCUCCGCAGCACCGCCGAACCACCAAGCCUCACAAUACUACACGCGCAUUUCCGAAGAUAUCCAAGGGCCAUCCCGAUCUCAAACUAGCCACGAAACGACCGUUCGGUAUCCCCACAUGUCAAAACCGCAGUUCGACCGCGCAGACGCCAGCGCGCUCCUAGAUGACCGAGGCUAUCGCGGAGCCCUCAUCAGAGGGCAGAACCCAGCGCUGCUCUUCGAAAAGGGUGUACGCGAGCGUAUCACCGAGUCAUACUACUGGAAAGAGCAAUGUUUCGGUCUGAACGCUGCGACUUUAUGCGACCGCGCGGCCGACCUCAAGUUCAUCGGUGGCACGACUGGCAUUACGGGCAAGCCUACACCAUUCUUGUGCCUAGCGUUCAAGAUGUUGCAGCUGGUUCCGGACAAGGAGAUUGUUCUUGAAUACCUCAAUUUUCGCGACGAUGAGGAAGAUGAAGCACAGGACGGAGAGGCCAAGAAGGAGGAAAACGGCCACACAUCCGAAGACGAGGACACAACCAAGAAGGCGCUCGAUCUAAACGCCGCAGGCAAACUCGGCGACUUCAAAUACCUGCGCUGCCUCGCUGCCUUCUACAUUCGCCUCGCCUGGGAGCCUGUCGAAAUCUACCAAACCCUCGAACCCCUCCUCACCGACUACCGCAAGAUAAAACGACGCCUCAAAGAUGCAUUUACCCUCACGUACGUCGACCAGUUCAUCGAUGAUCUCCUCACAAAAGAUCGCAUGUGCGCGACGAGUCUGUGGAAGUUGCCGUCGCGGGCGAACUUGGAAGACUUGGAUAUGCUAGAGCCGAGGGAGAGUCCAUUAGGUGACGAAAUCGAUGAGCUGGAUGAGGAGCUAGACAGAAGGAGUGAUGGGAGUGUGCGGAGCUACAGAAGCAGGAGCUAUGACAGCAGGAGCAGGAGUCGGAGCUACGACAGUCGCAGUCGGAGUCAUAGCCGCAGCAGAAGUCGGAGCUACGAUAGCCGUGGUCGCGGGAGGAGUCGUAGCCCAGGAGAGCGGAGUCGGUCACGGAGUAGGACACGUAGUAGGAGUGGGAGUCGCAGGCGCGAUUAGACACGUGUGGACUGCGAGAUGCUAGCAUAUAGGCCCGCGCAUCAGAUUUAGCUUUAUACCCAUCUAUGUAAUGAGGCGUUCAGUUGCUGUUUCCA
This is a messenger RNA of Alternaria rosae, 1250 nucleotides long. Its product is annotated as PRP38 family-domain-containing protein. Gene Ontology annotation, cellular component: precatalytic spliceosome. The record is from RefSeq and is a predicted model, not a curated record. The coding region runs from base 199 to 1155 and encodes 318 amino acids. Lineage: Eukaryota; Fungi; Ascomycota; Dothideomycetes; Pleosporales; Pleosporaceae. The transcript has a single exon.